CUGCCGGUCCCAAGCCCGGAUAAAAGAGGAGGGUUCAUCGCGGGGCUAACCACCCAGCAUGGGAAAACAGAUAUGGUUACGAACACUUCCACAACAGAAAAUACCGGAACGCUCAAAACAAGACGACCCAGGCUGAAGAAAAUGGACAACCGAUUUAGCAUGCGAUUUGGAACAUGGAACAUACAGACGAUGCUGCAGGCGGGAAAGAUGAUGGAGGUUGGAGACGUGCUCUGUAGGUACAAUUUGGACCUAAUCGCCCUACAAGAAGUACGGUGGAGUGGGACUGGUCAAAUUGAAAAGCAAAACUUUACGUUAUACUACAGCGGUGCCACCAAACAGGGUCUCUAUGGCACGGGAUUUAUGGUCGGUCGCAAACUUAAGCGGAGCAUUUUGGGUUUCGAACCCAUCAGUGACAGACUAUGCAGCAUCAGAGUUAAAGGCAAACUUUACAACUCUACCUUCAUCUGCUGCUAUGCUCCUAUUAACGAUGCCGCCGAUGAAACCAAAGAUCAGUUUUACGGCGAUCUUCAAAACGUCAUAGAGAAAGUCCCUAGAUACGACGCCCUUAUAGUCCUCGGAGAUGUCAACGCACAAGUGGGCAAGGAACAAGCCUUCGGGGAAGUAGCUGGCAAGCACUCGCUGCAUGAUGUCACGAACGACAAUGGCGAACGAUUGUGUUUCUUUGCCGCUGCCAAUAACUUGUUCAUUUCCAGUACUAAUUUCCCACAUAAGGCUAUUCAUAAAGGCACAUGGAAGGUCCCAGGAACAGAUAGGGUCAACCAGAUUGAUCACAUACUGAGCAGUAAACGCAGAAUGUCAAACAUACUUGACGUAAGAUCAUACCGCGGUGCUAAUUGUGAUUCAGAUCAUUUCCUGGUGGUUGCAAGAGCAAGAUUUAGGACUCAAACCGAGCAGUGCAAAAGCGAAAGAAGAAUCAGAUGGGCAACGGAAAAACUCAAAGACGGCGAAAUUAACACCAAAUACAAGCAUGAGAUAGCAAAACAGCUUGAACUACGACUGCCGCAAUCCGACAUUGAGCUGGAAUGGAAUAGCAUAAAAGAUGGUAUAUUGGAAGCGGCAAAGGAAAUGAUAGGAGAAAAACAGAGAGUCCGACCUGAAGAGUGGUAUGACGAAGAAUGUCGAGAAGCCUUAGAGCGGAAGAAUGCGGCUCGAUUAAUUUACCUGCAGUCAAAGUCUUCGACGCACAAGGAAAAAUUCAAGGAAGAAAGGGAUAAAGCGCGUAGGCUUCUGAAGCGCAAGAAAAAGGCGAGUGAGCUAAGGCAAAUGCAAGCACUCGAUGAUGCGGGAACUAGGGGUUCGGUAAGAACCUUCUUCAAAAAGGUCAAUCUUUUGCGUAAAGGAUUCCAACCCAGAACUAAUAUCUGUCGUGACGGGGAAGGCAAUGCAUUAACUGACAAAACCGAGAUCUUAAAGCGAUGGCGGGAGUAUUUCGACAAUCUGCUUAAUGUGGGCAGUGAAGCUGCAGACCGCAUUACAUUUUAUGACGUGGAGCAGGAAAUUAACCCACCAACCGUUACGGACGUCGAGAAAUGCAUUAAAUACCUUAAAAACAACAAAGCAUCGGAUUUCAAGCAGGCCUUCGAUAGCGUGAACAGACAUAAGAUCUUUGAUGCCAUGAGGUUGCUGGGAAUCCCAAGUAAACUAGUGCGCCUGGUUGAGGCUACUAUGUGUAACUCGAAAUCGGUAGUAGCUAUACAAAAUGACAUAUCGGACCCGUUCGAAAUACGCUCAGGAGUCAGGCAAGGAGAUGCCCUAUCUACUGUUGUCUUCAACCUUACGCUGGAGGCAGCCAUCCGAAACGUAGGAGUAAAAGGGCUUUUAGACUAUAACACCAGUCAGCUAGCCGCCUAUGCGGAUGAUAUCGUUAUCACAAGCAGGUCUCAAAGCAGCAUGAUCAGACACACCACAACUCUCCAGAUGGAAGCGGCAAAGUAUGGAUUGAUGGUUAACGCAAGCAAAACGAAGUACCUUCAUAGCACGCGCAACCCUCGUCCACUACAGGAUGUCACCAUUGGAGAUGAUACAAUUGAAGGAGUCAGCAGCUUUAAGUACCUGGGGUCGAUACUGUCCAGCCGGAAUAGGGUUGGAGAUGAGGUGAAUGCCAGAAUCAUGGCUGGCAGUAGAUGCUUUUACUCUCUCAGCAAACUUUUCCGAUCAAAAUAUCUUAGUGCAAAUUCCAAGCUGUCUAUCUAUAAGACCAUAAUACGCCCCGUCACCACCUAUGGGUGUGAAGCAUGGUCACUAACAGCUUUGGAAACCCAAAAGCUCGCCGUGUUUGAGAGGAAAGUUCUGCGCAAAGUGUUUGGGCCAGUGAAAGACGCAGACGGUGACUACCGUAUACGCAUGAAUCACGAGCUGGAGGCACUCAUGAACCGAGAAACAAUCGUCCGAUUCAUCAAGUCACAGCGUCUGAGAUGGGCUGGGCACGUAGAGAGGAUGGGCAAAAACAGGGCACCCAAGAUUAUGACCGACUGGAAGCCGCAGCAAAGGAGACCUAGAGGAAGGCCGAGAAAGAGAUGGUGCGACUGCAUCGAAGAUGAUCUCAAGGCUCUGAAAUGUUUUACGAACUGGAGAAGGACAGCCAAGGAUCGUCGCGCAUGGCAGUCUAUUGUGGAAGAGGCCAAGACCCACAAAGGGUUGUAG
Molecule: messenger RNA, 2664 nt
Organism: Danaus chrysippus (African queen)
Lineage: Eukaryota; Metazoa; Arthropoda; Insecta; Lepidoptera; Nymphalidae
Source: the annotation of a GenBank genome assembly